Molecule: messenger RNA, 1640 nt
Organism: Aplosporella prunicola CBS 121167
Lineage: Eukaryota; Fungi; Ascomycota; Dothideomycetes; Botryosphaeriales; Aplosporellaceae
Exons: 5
Coding region: 61-1494 (477 amino acids)
Biological process (GO): seryl-tRNA aminoacylation
Cellular component (GO): cytosol
Molecular function (GO): tRNA binding; ATP binding; serine-tRNA ligase activity
Source: RefSeq, a predicted model, not a curated record
AACACAUCUUGCGACAAGACCCCUCAAUCCCUCUGUUUUUGUACCCAAAGGACCGCCAAAAUGAUUGACAUUCAGGACUUCAUUACGGAGCGCGGGGGCAACCCGGAGAAGAUCAGGGAAUCGCAGCGCAAGCGUGGCGCUUCCGUGGAGUUGGUCGACGAGAUCAUUGCCAUGUUCGAGGACCACAGGAAAACUCAGUACGAAGCGACGCAAAUCGGCUCCCAGAUCAACGCAGUCCAGAAGCAGAUCGGCCAGAAGAAGAAGAACAAGGAGAAUGCGGACGACCUUCUGAAGGAGAAGGAGGACCUCACGAACAAGAAGAAGGCCCAGGAGGAGCUUGCUGCGGAGAAGCACAAGGCGCUUCUUGUGAAGACUAAAACCGUGGGCAACUACGUGCACGAGUCGGUGCCGGUCAGCCAGACUGAGGACGACAACGAGACGAUAAGGAGAUGGGCUCCUGACGGUGUCACGGUCGAGAAGCGCGACUGUCUCUCUCACCACGAAGUCCUGUACCGCCUGGGCGGCUAUGACCCGGAGCGCGGUGUCAAGAUUGUCGGCCACCGUGGUUACUGCCUGACUGGCAUGGGUCUUUUCCUCAACCUGGCUCUUGUCAACUACGGUCUGGAAUUUCUCUACAACAAGGGCUACCAGCCCAACGCUCCUCCGUUCAUGAUGCUCAAGGAGCAGAUGGCCAAGACCGCUCAGCUUGAGCAGUUCGACGAAGAGCUCUACAAGGUCACGGAGGACGAGAACAACAAGGACACCGACAAGUACCUGAUCGCGACUAGCGAGCAGCCCCUCUCUGCUCUGCACUCCGAGGAGUGGCUCCAACCCUCCGAGCUCCCCAUCAAGUACGCCGGUUACUCGACCUGCUUCCGGAAAGAGGCCGGUUCCCACGGCCGUGAUGCAUGGGGUAUUUUCCGUGUUCACCAGUUCGAGAAGAUCGAGCAGUUCCUCAUGACCAAGCCUGACGCUUCCUGGGAGGCUUUUGACAGCAUGAUCGACACGUCCGAGGAGUUCUACAAGAGCCUCAAGCUGCCGUUCCGCGUCGUUGCCAUUGUUUCCGGCGCGCUCAACAACGCCGCUUCUAAGAAGUACGAUCUGGAGGCUUGGUUCCCCUUCCAGGGCGAGUACAAGGAGCUGGUCUCCUGCUCCAACUGCCUGGACUACCAGACCCGUGAGCUGGAGAUCCGUUACGGAACCAAGAAGCAGACCGCUGUCAAGAAGGAAUAUGUGCACGCUCUGAACUCCACUCUUGCCGCCACCGAGCGCGCCCUGUGCUGUGUCCUCGAGAACUACCAGACCCCCGAGGGCUUCAACGUCCCCGAGGUCCUGCGCAAGUACAUCCCCGGGCAGCCCGAGUUCCUGCCCUUCGUCAGGGAGCUGCCCAAGGACACGACCUCCUCCAAGGCGGCGGGCAAGGCCCCCGGCCCCAAGCCCAAGGUUGCGGCGCCCGGCGAGGCGGCCGACAAGCUCAGGGACCUGAAGGUUUAGACGCAGGAUUUAGCCGCAGAAGGUGCGCUUUCUUGCAUACGCUGGCGUCACAAAAAAUACUAGAGACACUGCUGCUCUCGAAUAUCCUAUUGAAUGGCUUAGCAUAGAGUCGAUGGAAAAGAAAUUUAAAGAUGAUGUUCAUGCCG